AUGGCCUUUCUACUAAACGAACCUUUGCUUUCGGACCGACCUCCCUCUAUCGAUAUACUAAGCAUUACGGCUAAAGGAGAUAACGCAAGCCAAGAUAAGUUAAUUGAUAAAGCAAUUGAGAAUCAAGCGAUUAAAGGUCAAGCGGCUAAAGGUCAAGCGGCUAAGGGUCAAGCGGCUGAAGGUCAAGCGGCUGAGGUGAACAAAUCUAGCAAAGCUCAAUUGGCUACGGAUGCGCCAGACCUUACUUUUGCUAAGCGCCGCGCUAUUACAACUCGACAGCUAUCCGCUGACAAGCAUUUACAAGAAAUUCUUGACCUUACUUUUGCUGAGCGCCGCGCUACUACAACUCGACAGCCAUCCGCAACACAACAAUCGACGAGUCAAGCGAGUGUAUCAGCUCAGCUUCAAAACGAAGAUCCGUCUUACGACUUAAGUGCUAAAAACAAUUCUUUUGCAGCUGCUGAACCUUCUUCUGCUUUUAUUAGCAAUCGCACUAAAAAAGCUUUCGCGCAAAAAGCUCCUAAAAGGUCUUUCACUGUCCCGGGCCUAAUUAUAGCUACAAAAACCGCGACGAAAACGAUGCUUUAUAGUGAUACAGAUGAAGAAGAGCAAGGCGAUGAUGAGGAAAACUCAAGUGAAAAUGAUAUUCCUUUCUCUCAACACAAAAGAGUUAAAAAAUCACUCUCGACGGCUAAAGCUGCUCGCUCCGUUCUAUCAGCUAGCAAAUCACCUUCGGCAGCUAAAACUUCUUUUCAAUGUUUACAAGAAGCUUUAAAGGCAUUCUUCGUAAGAGAGUUUAAAAUGACGAACUUAUAUGCUAUUCACGCUAAACGAGUAACGAUUCAAAACAAAGAUAUGGCGUUAGUUAAGAAAUUGCGGGAAAUCAUGACUAGAAGUUUUGUUUAG
Messenger RNA from Drepanopeziza brunnea f. sp. 'multigermtubi' MB_m1, 906 nucleotides. The record is from RefSeq and is a predicted model, not a curated record. NCBI's taxonomy places the organism in Eukaryota, Fungi, Ascomycota, Leotiomycetes, Helotiales, Drepanopezizaceae.